Megalopta genalis is the source of this 2508-nucleotide messenger RNA. RefSeq lists its product as uncharacterized. The record is from RefSeq and is a predicted model, not a curated record. Gene Ontology annotation, cellular component: chromosome. Gene Ontology annotation, biological process: regulation of DNA-templated transcription. Lineage: Eukaryota; Metazoa; Arthropoda; Insecta; Hymenoptera; Halictidae.
UUUUUCAUAUAUUAAUAAAUAAUGUAAUAAUAAAAGUAUAAAGUUUACGGAUAUAUAUACUUAAGAGGAUUAUUUUUACAUAUUCGCUUCUAAUGAAAUGAAAUGAAACAUUAAUGUCAGCCUGAUCCAAACAUGCCCGAUAAUCGGAAUUAUACUGUAUUUGAAUUUUAUUUAUGUUUGACAACGUUGUUUUAUUUUUUUUAUCCCCUAAUUUUGUCAUAAUUAAUGUCUUUUGGCGACUCUGCAUUGUAUUGUACAUAUCAGAAGAAAUUUAGUUCGGACGUUUACCGCUAUGUGGUGAUAGUAUUUCGUGGCCCAUGAACGGGAAAUUUUUUAAAAAACCAUAAAUAGACAUAAUUAUGGCAAUUUGUGCUGUGGAUCUGAUGGAAGAUCGCUUUGUUUAUUGUACUGAUAUACGAACAGAUUUACUAAAGUGUUAUGCUCGUUUCAUAGAGUAGAAACUAUGCCUUUAAUUCACAAGAACGUUGAAGAUGACAUUGUUGCGCGGUGAAUAUUUACGAGGCUCGUCGAGUGAGAAAUUUGAAAUAGUUAAUGUUUGUCAACAAACUAUGAAAUAAAAUGACGACGAUGGAAGAAAAAGACAUAUCAUUCUCAUUGAAGAAGGAACGAGACGAACUCGACAUCGUGGAUACUGAUGAUGACAAUAGUAGUCUUGAAGAUAUUAAUAAUCUUUUGUCAAUAUCGUUACCUUCUCUUUCGACGAACAAAUUUCAGUUUCCCACCGAUCCAAACGAUGAAUUUCUUCGAUUGACUACGAAGGUUCGUGCAGUAUAUUAUUCUUACCUCCAUAAAUGUUUACUUGCCAAUUACAUUCUUUACUAUAAAGAUAAAGACAAAGAUAUAUCAUGUGAACAAUUGAAAAAAUGUGCAAAUCAAAUGGAAUUGCAUGCUGUCCGAUCAUCUUUAGAGGCAACUUUGUAUAGGCAAAAUAUGUUGAAGAUGAUUUCAGAUGUGAAGUCUUAUACCUUGGACAAGAAAGCUUAUAAGAAGUUAGUAAUAUUUUUAGAAACUCCACCAAACAAAGUAGAUGUUGGUGUUCAGACUAUUAAUUCAUGGGCAGAAUUGGAGAAAAUUGAUAACAUUCAAAGUAUUUGUAUUACAUCCAAUUGUGAAGAAUUGUCUUUUGAGGAACAAGAAGACUUGCCUCUCAAGGAAGAAGAAGACGCAACAAAUAUAAAAGAAAUUGAAAAAGAAAUAUCUGAUCCUAGUAGUUGCAACAAUACAGCUUCACCCACUGUAAAUUCUACCUGCUGCAAUGAAGUAGAACAGAAUACGUUUAAAACUAAGUUGGAUGAAGAUCUAUCUGAUACAAUGGCAGUCAAUGAAAAAGUAAUUAAAGAAGAAUGUGACAUGUUUAGUUGCACACAAGACAAUUCAAAUACUCAAAUAUUAAAUAAUCCAUCUAAUAUUCAAAAUGAGGAUGAAAAUUCUCAAGAUUCACUUUUGCAACAUAUGGAAGACAUGUUUUGUGAUAGUGAUGAUAGUAGUGAUCUGAUGACAUUAAUAGAAAAACAUUCAGGGGUAAGCAAGGCAAACGUGGACAAAGAAAUCAAUAAAAUAUGUUUGGAGACAGAAUCUUUUUUUCCACUUAAUUCCAAUGACUCUAUUUGCAUACCUGAAAGCAAUGACAGUACAAAGGUUAAUGUUAAAAGCAAUAAUGUAAAACCGUCAAAUGUAAAUACUGGGAAAUAUAGUUUUAGUUAUUACAAAGAAAUGAAAAAUAGGGAAGCCAAUAAAUUGUUAGGAGUAGAAAAUGACACUCCUGAAACUAAACAAAAACGUAAGAUGCACAGCAUUUGGUUUGUUGAACGUGUGUAUCAGGUUUCAAAAUUAAAGGCAAAAAUGACAGAGUUGUCCCUCAAUAAUUAUAGAAAACAUGGAAGGAUAAAAGAGAAAUUUAUUGAACUGUUUGGAGAAUCAGACGAUGAAGAAAUGAUGCCAGAUUCACCGAUCUGUAUUGAAGAGCAUUUAACUGCAUGUAAAGAGAGGAUAGCACCAUGGAUAGUAAAGCAUCUAAUGCCAUUUUAUAAGAAACGAAGAAUAAAAAACAGACAGCUUUUUAAACUAGUUGCAAAGUACAUAGCCGACAUGCUUAUUAUUGAAAAUACUUUCCCUGAGCAAGACUGCGUGAGCAAAUAUAUAGAAACAUAUUUUAAAAAUAAAAAAUUCAUUAGAACUAAACAGGAUGUAUACUUAUAAGUAUAAAUACAUAGUCUUAAUUCGUUAAAGAGAAGAAAUUGUCUUAAUACAACUGAGUUACUAGCGCUAUAAUUAUUUGACUUCGAAAGAUUUCAAAUUUAGAUGUAGUUUAAGGCAACAAUGUACAUAUUAGUUUGAAGACAAAAACGCAAUGAAGAAGUAAACGUUGAUUGUCCAAAGGUAUGCAUACAAAAGGAAUGCAGUGUAAAUGGAAAAGCAUAGUAACGAUUUUUCUUGUAGAAAUGUUUCCUUAUGAAUCAUAUAAAAUUGUUGGUUGAAUUUUUUUUA